This is a messenger RNA of Copidosoma floridanum, 1527 nucleotides long. Its product is annotated as protein-lysine N-methyltransferase SMYD4. Gene Ontology annotation, cellular component: nucleus; cytoplasm. The record is from RefSeq and is a predicted model, not a curated record. Gene Ontology annotation, molecular function: histone deacetylase binding. NCBI's taxonomy places the organism in Eukaryota, Metazoa, Arthropoda, Insecta, Hymenoptera, Encyrtidae.
AUUACUCAUUAAGGAGAAACAAUAAAAAAUAAAAAAGCAAGAAAAAUUACUUACUUGUACGGACGGUUUCGUCCGAGUUUCGCUAAAGUGUGUGUAAUGAAUAUAUAUGUAAUGUACGCUUGAGAGUAGCUCGUCGUUAUGGAGUUGGCCAAGGAGCUGAUAACGGCGGUGCAGAGGAACAACUCGCACGCCGGGUACGGACUGCAAAAGGAGUGCGAGGCGCUGGUCAGCCACGUGCUGAGCAACAUGGUCAAGACGAAGAUGCCCCCGCUGGACUCCGAUGCCAAGAACGAGGAGGACUCGGCCAGGUUCAGGGAGGAGGGUAACCAAAGCUUCGUGUCGGGCGACGACGACGAGGCGAUAGAAAAGUACACGAUGAGCCUAGCUUACGCGCCGAGCCGAGGAUCCAUGGCCCUGGCCCUGGCGAAUCGUUCGGCGGCCCUCUACCGCAAGAAGCUGUACCGCGAGUGCCUGAUCGACAUAGACGCAGCCCUGGUCCACGGCUACCCGCCUGACAAGCAGAGGAAGCUCAAGGAUCGGGCCCAGAAGGCCGUGGAGGCCGUUCGCCAGCUCUACCGGCCCAAGGACCUCAACAUGAACGACCUGCCUGCCACUGGGGACCCCAACCAGGAGCCGAUCGAGGGCGACCUCGCCAUGAUCAGGAAGUUCAUCGACGACCGAGCUGCCCCCGAAGCCUGCGCCACGGAUGAUCUCGACGAGUUGAUGUCCAAGGGGAGGAAGGGCCCGGCCAGGUACAUCGUCGAGGAGAGGGAGCUGUCCUUUGCCCACGGUCCCAGCGAGGAGGCCCCGGCUCUGAGCAAGGGUGUGCGGAUCGCUUACUCCCAAAAGUACGGGAGGUACCUGGAGGCCACCGAGGAGUUCCAGCCCGGGGACAUUGUUGCCAUGGAGAAGCCGUACGCUUACGUCGUCUACAGGGAAAAGUACUACACGCACUGUCACCACUGUUUGGAGCGCAGUUACAACUUGAUACCGUGCCCGGCGUGCCCCGUCGCCCAGUACUGCUCGGAAAAAUGCAAGACGCGGGACUGGGAGUUGGCCCAUGGCACCGAGUGCCCCAUACUCGCGGUGCUUUCCAAACUGCUCAAGCUGGACAAGGACAAGAUACGAAUACUCACGAAAAUCAUACGCUUGCUGAUAAUAGCCACGAAAAAUGGCACGGCCAUAGACGAGGUGCGCAGAGACGCGGAGAUAGCCGAAAAAAAUCCAGAUAACAGAACAGCGGGAUUCACGGACGAUGGGAAAUUUUUGGGCCACGAAACCAGGUGCGCGCUCAGUUUGUCCACGAACUUGGACACGCGUCCCUUGAUGGAGGUCAGUGCCUUUGCCUGCAUAUCAGCCCUGGCCGCUGUGCUUUUGGCCGUGGUUACGAAAUUCUUUGGGAAAAAGUAUGAAAUGGACGAGCUCAGGGAAGCCGUUGAAAAAGACGACGUCAAGUUCUGCGGUACGCUCAUAUUUCGCAACUGCGUCAUAGUGUCGUCGAAUUCGUACUCGGUUGGUAUGGUUUAA